AGGCCUGAGUAUAUAUAGACCAUCAGCUCAGUGUUAGAAUAAAGAGAAGGAAGUUGGUAGAUGGGCUUUGCUGAAGGAGUGAGGCUGCUUGUUAAGAGGGAGACAACUUCACUGCUCAUUGUACAUUCCAAGGCUUUGGCUCAGAUUUCUCACUGCGGUUAAGGCAUAUGAUAAGUACUUCUGGCGGUAUUAAACCAGAUAUCACCUGAGUCGGGUAAAUAGAAAAAUAUAUUGUGGACGUGCUGACAAAUGCAUAUUACCUGAGUUGCUUGUACUGUACCCGGAGUCGAAUCCCUUUAUCAAAGAAAGUUAUGCAGUUUAUAAAAAUUCAAGGACUUAACAAAUCAGUGACUAGCAUUAAACUCUAAUGUCACUUUCCAUAAAGCAAAGAUAUUUAGUCAGCUACCUUCCUGGAAAUUGGGAAUUGUGCAACAAGUGAAUAAGAAACUGUUACUAGAAAAUGGUGCAAAGGAAAAGAAAUCUGAAACCUACAGUUCUGAACCCAGACACCGCUGGAGUGACAAGUCCUGUAAAAAAGGCUUGUAUACUAACCCUGGAAGCUUGGCUCAAGAGUCUUUGCUAGGAUAACUGCAGUGGGACUGGAGAGAAAAAGGCAGACUUCAAAGCCAGAGAGGAAGAGAAGAUGCAUUGUGAGAGGUUUCUAUGUAUCCUGAGAAUAAUUGGAACCACACUCUUUGGAGUCUCUCUCCUCCUUGGAAUCACAGCUGCUUAUAUUGUUGGCUACCAGUUUAUCCAAACGGAUAAUUACUAUUUCUCUUUUGGACUGUAUGGUGCCUUUUUGGCAUCACACCUCAUCAUCCAAAGCCUGUUUGCCUUUUUGGAGCACCGAAAAAUGAAAAAAUCCCUAGAAACCCCCAUAAAGUUGAACAAAACAGUUGCCCUUUGCAUCGCUGCCUAUCAAGAAGAUCCAGACUACUUAAGGAAAUGUUUGCAAUCUGUGAAAAGGCUAACCUACCCUGGGAUUAAAGUUGUCAUGGUCAUAGAUGGGAACUCAGAAGAUGACCUUUACAUGAUGGACAUCUUCAGUGAAGUCAUGGGCAGAGACAAAUCAGCCACUUAUAUCUGGAAGAACAACUUCCACGAAAAGGGUCCCGGUGAGACAGAUGAGUCACAUAAAGAAAGCUCGCAACACGUAACGCAAUUGGUCUUGUCCAACAAAAGUAUCUGCAUCAUGCAAAAAUGGGGUGGAAAAAGAGAAGUCAUGUACACAGCCUUCAGAGCACUGGGACGAAGUGUGGAUUAUGUACAGGUUUGUGAUUCAGACACUAUGCUUGACCCAGCCUCAUCUGUGGAGAUGGUAAAAGUUUUAGAAGAAGAUCCCAUGGUUGGAGGUGUUGGGGGAGAUGUCCAGAUUUUAAACAAGUACGAUUCCUGGAUCUCAUUCCUCAGCAGUGUAAGAUAUUGGAUGGCUUUUAAUAUAGAAAGGGCCUGUCAGUCUUAUUUUGGGUGUGUUCAGUGCAUUAGUGGACCUCUGGGAAUGUACAGAAACUCCUUGUUGCAUGAGUUUGUGGAAGAUUGGUACAAUCAAGAAUUUAUGGGCAACCAAUGUAGCUUUGGUGAUGACAGGCAUCUCACGAACCGGGUGCUGAGUCUGGGCUAUGCAACAAAAUACACAGCUCGAUCUAAGUGCCUUACUGAAACACCUAUAGAAUAUCUCAGAUGGCUAAACCAGCAGACCCGUUGGAGCAAGUCCUACUUCCGAGAAUGGCUGUACAAUGCAAUGUGGUUUCACAAACAUCACUUGUGGAUGACCUACGAAGCGAUUAUCACUGGAUUCUUUCCUUUCUUUCUCAUUGCCACAGUAAUCCAGCUCUUCUACCGGGGUAAAAUUUGGAACAUUCUCCUCUUCUUGUUAACUGUCCAGCUAGUAGGUCUCAUAAAAUCAUCUUUUGCCAGCUGCCUUAGAGGAAAUAUCGUCAUGGUCUUCAUGUCUCUCUACUCAGUGUUAUACAUGUCAAGUUUACUUCCCGCCAAGAUGUUUGCAAUUGCAACAAUAAACAAAGCUGGGUGGGGCACAUCAGGAAGGAAAACCAUUGUUGUUAAUUUCAUAGGACUCAUUCCAGUAUCAGUUUGGUUUACAAUCCUCCUGGGUGGUGUGAUUUUCACCAUUUAUAAGGAGUCUAAAAGGCCAUUUUCAGAAUCCAAACAGACAGUUCUAAUUGUUGGAACGUUGCUCUAUGCAUGCUAUUGGGUCAUGCUUUUGACGCUGUAUGUAGUUCUCAUCAAUAAGUGUGGCAGGCGGAAGAAGGGACAACAAUAUGACAUGGUGCUUGAUGUAUGAUCUUCCAUGUUUUGACGUUUGCAGUCACACACAACACCUUAGUUCCUCUAGGGGCUGUACAGUAUUGUGGCAUCAGAUAAUGCCACCAAAGGAGACAUAUCACUGCUGCUGGGACUUGAACAAAGACAUUUAUAUGGGUUUAUUUUCAUUCUGCCAAAGUAAAACAAUACAUCAACAAGAAGAAACUCAGAUUUAACCUGUUAUUUCUAUGAAAAUGGGAUGAAUUCUUUGUUUAUGCACUUUUUCCUUACUGUGCAUCCGCCUGAAAGUGUUUUGCCCUAUAUACCUCACUAGCCAUGCUUUAUGUGGGUUAUCAUGGAAGAAAAGGAUUUUGGAAACUCAAGGAAAAGUUCUUUCAACCUAUACAACCUAACUUAUGGACUGUUUUGAUAGAUGAUAAUUUUUUUUUUAGGAAGGAUUUUCUUUUUAACUUUACCAAAUGAAAUGCCAAAGGAAGUUUUAAAGGCCGUUGGCUGUGCUGUAUUUUGAUAUAAUUGUACUGUGUUUUUAAAUUUUGUAUGCCAAUCUUAAAGACAAAUUUUGCAUAUUCUCUAUUUUACUUCUCUGCCAAAAUAAGCCUGUUCUUCCUUUUUUAAAAUAAAAUAAGUUCUUAAAAAAUUUAUACUUAAAAAAUCCUGCCCAAAAUGUGAAGCUUGGUUGACUGAUGUUCAUGAUAGAAAGAAUAAAAUGUUUCUCUCUCUCUA
This is a messenger RNA of Pan troglodytes (chimpanzee), 3006 nucleotides long. RefSeq names its product hyaluronan synthase 2 (gene HAS2). The record is from RefSeq and is a predicted model, not a curated record. Gene Ontology annotation, cellular component: plasma membrane. Gene Ontology annotation, molecular function: hyaluronan synthase activity. The transcript is spliced from 6 exons. NCBI's taxonomy places the organism in Eukaryota, Metazoa, Chordata, Mammalia, Primates, Hominidae. Gene Ontology annotation, biological process: hyaluronan biosynthetic process; polysaccharide biosynthetic process; extracellular matrix assembly. The coding region runs from base 644 to 2302 and encodes 552 amino acids.